ACACAUACACAAACCUAACAUAACUACACUUCACAAAAAUACACAAAAACAAGCAGCCUCAGCAUCAUCCAAGUAUCAUUCACAAUCUCCAGUAUCAUCAUCCUUGCAUGUUCCAUCACCAUCAUUCUCAUCACAACACUCAAAUAAACACAUGCCUCCUCCAUCAGCACCAUUACAACAUAGAUCCAUUGUAUCACAUUCACCUUCAGUAACCACUCAAUUAUCCGCACAAGACAUUACACCAGUACAACGCAAACAAACAUUAUCACGCUCGUCUUCAUCAGCAUCUAUACAAUCAUUCACGCAAAAAGUCCAGCCAUCAUUCAAACCACCAUCACAACAAACAAACAGUAAACAAACAUUGUCACGCUCGUCUUCAUCAGCAUCUAUACAAUCAUUCACGCAAAACAUCCAAUCAUCAUUCAAACCACUAUCACAACAAAUAAACAGGAAACAAACACAAUCAGGAUCAUUUGUUCAUGAUGUACGCAGCCAUCGCCUGUCCACACAUAGAGAAGAAUUGAUAAAAGAAAAGGAAAUAAUGCAGUCUCUAAAAAUCAUUAUGGAUCAACUACGUUGA
Messenger RNA from Nylanderia fulva, 580 nucleotides. The record is from RefSeq and is a predicted model, not a curated record. NCBI's taxonomy places the organism in Eukaryota, Metazoa, Arthropoda, Insecta, Hymenoptera, Formicidae.